Musa acuminata subsp. malaccensis (wild Malaysian banana) is the source of this 1539-nucleotide messenger RNA. Its product is annotated as elongation factor Ts, mitochondrial. Lineage: Eukaryota; Viridiplantae; Streptophyta; Magnoliopsida; Zingiberales; Musaceae. Gene Ontology annotation, molecular function: translation elongation factor activity; protein binding. The record is from RefSeq and is a predicted model, not a curated record. Gene Ontology annotation, cellular component: mitochondrial matrix. Gene Ontology annotation, biological process: mitochondrial translational elongation.
CUCCCAAUUCUAUUGGAGUCGGCUCUUUCUCCCUCCUCAAACCGGAAUUGUUAGUCCUGCAGAAUCGGUAGAAUGGCAUGCUGUAGAAGUGCAAAGAGUCUCACACGGUUAAUACUCAGCGAAUUGAGUGUUGGUAGGCAGCCCAGAAAGGGUUAUUUUUUUCGGGCAUGUAUAGGGGAGCCAGCAGUUAAGCCAAGAGGGUUGGUAAACUUGAAUGCCUCAAGACAAGUGCUUUUGAGAAGGUUUAGCACCGAAGUGUCAGCUACUGAGCAGAUUAAUCUCAUCAAACAGUUGAGGGAAAGAACAAGUGCACCUAUUAAGGAUGUCAAACUUUCUCUUGUUACUUGUAACUGGGAUCUAGAGGCUGCACAGAAGGACCUUAGAAAGAGAGGGGUGGUUCUUGCUGCAAAGAAAUCCUCAAGAACUGCUGCCGAGGGUUUACUUUCAGUGGCACAGACUGAGAAAAAAGCUGUUGUAGUUGAACUCAACUGUGAGACAGACUUUGUAGCAAGAAAUGAUGUAUUUCAAUACCUGGCUUCGUCUUUGGCAAAGAUAGCUUUAUCAGCUGAAAGUUCAAUGGUGCAAACUCAAGAAGCUUUUAUAUUUGGACCUGAAUACUUGGAGAACAUGAAGAUUAAUUUGGAUCAUCCAAAAAUUUCUGGAGAAACUACAGUGCAAAAUGCAGUUACAGAAGUUGCUGCCAUGGUUGGGGAGAAUGUGAAGAUUAGAAGAGGUUAUGCAUUGUCCACAUCUUCACAUGGUGCUGUCUUAUCUUACCUACACACAUGUCCCCAACCAGGAUUGGGCCGCAUUGCUGGAUUGUUGACACUGGAGAUAGAAGAUGGCAAUGCUUCACUUGAUGCUCUUCGUGGGGUUGGUUCGUCAUUGGCAAUGCACAUAGUGGCAUCGAAGCCUUUGUUCUUGUCUAAAGAACUUGUUCCUUCUGAGGCUUUAGAGAGUGAGCGUGACAUACUUAAGGCACAGGCAGAAAGUUCAGGAAAAUCUCAGAUGGCCGUUGAAAAGAUGGUGGAAGGCCGUAUGAGGAAAUACUAUGAAGAAGUAGUCUUAUUGGAACAGAAGUUUGUUAUGAAUGAUAGUGUCAAAGUGAAGUCACUGCUGAAUGAUUUAUCAAAAGAAGUUGGUUCCUGUGUAAAAAUUGGCAAUUUCCUCAGAAUGGAGGUCGGAGAAGGCAUCCAGAGGCUUGGAGAGGCACCUGAUGCCAUGGCUCAUGCUGCAUAAUUUUGAUCACAAGAUGGUUUUCGGAAUAAAAUGUCAUUUCGCCCACAGACCUCAAGCAAAGUGUUCCCCUGAUACUGGCCUGAAGCUCUGUAUGAAAUGAAACUUACUAUUUUAUUUAUUCACAUUAGAGCAAUUUUUAUUCUUGGAUUUGAUCACUGAAACCUUAGUAUACGGUGUUAUUAGGUAUCUUUUCUUUGAUUAUUGUUGUCUGUGAUGGAAAUUAACAGAACAGAUAUACGACAGAGAACUGUGGUUUUAUUAAUACACAUUAUGAUGAGAAAAAGAGUAGAUUACUGGACA